UAUUGUCGCACAUAUUUAGAAGAUACUGAAGAUGAAAUAAUACAAUUUUAGAUUUAUUUAUUCAUGGAGAUUUUCAAAAAUUCUAUUCAAAAUGCCAAGAUUCGAUUUGACAUAGUUGCACUAGUAGCAGCCGUAAUCGUUAUUCUUAGUAUAUGGUAUAUAAAAGGUUUCACCUUAAAUGAUAUUGGACAGUAUAUUUCUAUGUAUGAAAAUUCAACACUCUGGGAUUUUAAUGAAACAUUUAUUUACUAUCCGGACUUUAAAACCUUCAAAACAGAUGUUAUUAGUGGACGUGUUCAGCUGAACAAGACUAAAAUGCAUAAUAUUGUCAUAUAUGGUGAAAUGUUGGCAAGCAUUAAUAAAGAUGUGAGAAAUUGUGCGGUGAACAAUUGUCUCAUACACACUGACUCACUUUUGUGGAUUAACGCCAGCCUUAUUUUAAUUCCAAACAGAAUAUUUCCUAGAGGAAAACGUCCUGAACACCAGGCUUGGGUAGCCUACGACUAUGAAUCUCCAAUACACAGUCGAUUAAGCUAUGACCUUAAUGAUAAAAUAAACUUUACUGCAACUUACAGAUUCGACUCCACUAUUCGCACUCCUUACGGAAUGUAUACCCCAAAUCCUUUGGCCAAUAAAGACAAAGGCAACAACACUAAACUCAGUCGAUUAGAAAAUGUGGCUGCAGGAAAACAUAAGGCAGUUGCUUGGAUUGUAAGUAACUGUCAUCCGCAUAGUCUCGAAAAUCUUAUGCUGAUGAAUUGGCUAAAUACAUUACGUAAAUGAACUUCUGUGAAUAAAAAAGAGAAGCGCUAACAAUACUAUAAUUUCAUUUAUCAGGUUGACGUGUAUGGUGGUUGUGGUCGAUUUUCCUGUGGUUCAACGAAUUGUUUUACUAUGCUACGCAAACAUUAUAAAUUUUAUUUAAGUUUUGAAAAUUCACUCUGUAAGGAUUAUAUAACCGAGAAGUUCUUCUUCAACGCUUUAAUGAACAAUGUUCUGCCUAUUGUAAUGGGAGCUUCAAUUGAAGAAUAUACAAAAGUUGCACCACCUCAUUCUUUUAUUCACGUCGACGAAUUUGAUAGUCCCAAACAGUUGGCUGAAUAUUUAAAAUAUCUUGAUAAGAAUGAUACUGCCUAUAAUGAAUACUUUGCUUGGCACGACAAAGGUGUCGUGAGUAUGUGGUCGUCGAAACCAGAGUGUGAAUUCUGUUUACUGGCCAACGCUCUUGAGUAUUUGAGACCGACAAGUCAAGAGAAUUUUUCAGUCUGGUGGAGGAACGGGUGCACUGGGAGAAAACUAAGAUGGAAGCAAAACGAAUGAAGCAGUGGAGAAACAGUCAGUCAUCAGACUGCAAUCAGAAUUAUGCAGACGUUUUGACCGGAGUAUAAGUCUUUCAUCUUUAUUAAGUUGUACAUUUUGUUUGUUUGCUAUUUUUUAAGCGUUACUCAAAUAAAAGUUAUAUUUCAGUGGAAUAUAACACUGUAAACUUCUUUGUAAACAUGUCAUAUACAAUCCAUUUGAGAUGUACCAAAUGCAUAUUAUACGUCUUCCUAUAUACGCACACACUUAUUGCACCUCUAUUGCUUUUCUUCUCUUUGAAUUGUAAAGCUGUGAAUAAUAAAAAACAGCCUAAUGUAUCAAUCUGUCUAUCUGGAUUCAACAUAGAACUUGG
This is a messenger RNA of Trichobilharzia regenti, 1672 nucleotides long. Lineage: Eukaryota; Metazoa; Platyhelminthes; Trematoda; Strigeidida; Schistosomatidae. The record is from the annotation of a GenBank genome assembly.